Molecule: messenger RNA, 1695 nt
Organism: Pangasianodon hypophthalmus (striped catfish)
Lineage: Eukaryota; Metazoa; Chordata; Actinopteri; Siluriformes; Pangasiidae
Gene: fahd2a
Product: fumarylacetoacetate hydrolase domain containing 2A
Exons: 8
Coding region: 217-1173 (318 amino acids)
Molecular function (GO): hydro-lyase activity
Source: RefSeq, a predicted model, not a curated record
ACUUGCACACGUUUGCGAAAUGAACAAAAAUCGAAACACAGAAGAACUUGAUCUUGAUUUAUGAUUGUAAACGACUUGUUGAUGAUUAUCACCGACAACAAAUUGAAUAAAAUAGUGAGUUUAUCGCGUUGAAGUACACUUACUUUAAUAGAAAGAACUACAGUUAGGAAACCCGGAAGUGCAGAAGCUGUAUUUUGGACAGGAGAACUUGCAAAGAUGAGAGUUGUGUGGAGCUCAUGGCUCAGUUUGAGGAGACUCAGUUAUAUGUUUUCUGUAGGCUCAGGCACACGCACCCUCACCUCAGCCAGCAUGCGUCUGAUCCAGUUCUGCAGACGGGGAGCCGAGGGAAACGUGAGGGUUGGUGUGGAGAGGGAGAACGGUGUCGUCGACUUGAAGGCGUUUGAUCAGUCCAUGCCGUCCACCAUGAGAGAGUUCUUGGAACUGGGAGAGAAGGGCAUGGAGUGCGCCCAGAGAGCCGAGUCCAGUGGCAAGUGUGUGCUCCCUCACUCCGAUAUCCAGCUCCUGUCUCCAGUCACCGGCCCAGACAAGGUGGUGUGUGUGGGUAUGAACUACAGAGACCACUGCCUGGAGCAGAACGUCCCCAUCCCCACUGAGCCCAUCAUCUUCAACAAGUUCCCCUCCUCCAUCACGGGCCCCUACGACAACAUCCACCUGCCAAACAAGAGCCAGGAGGUGGACUGGGAAGUGGAGCUUGCCUUUGUGAUUGGAAAAAAAGGAAAGCACAUAAAGGAAGAGGACGCUCUCCGUCACGUUGCCGGCUUCACCGUAGCCAACGAUGUCAGCGCUCGUGACUGGCAGAUGGAGAAAAACAGCAAGCAGUGGCUUCUGGGAAAAACAUUCGACACAUUCUGUCCACUAGGGCCUGCCCUUGUUACCACAGAAGCGCUGAAGGACGUCCACAACCUGGGGAUCCGGUGCCUGGUUAACGGUGACGUAGUUCAGGACAGCAACACCAAUCAGCUGAUCUUUAAGACGGAGAAGCUGGUGGCGUGGGUCUCGCAGUUUGCGACUCUGUGCCCAGGCGACGUGUUUCUAACAGGCACUCCUCCAGGGGUGGGUGCGUUCAGAAAGCCACCCGUCUUUCUAAAGAAAGGAGACGUCGUGGAGUGUCAGAUUGAGGAGAUCGGGUCCAUCCGAAACACAGUGGUGUGAUUCCAACAUGGUCGACUGACUUUAUCUGAGCUACAUGGAUGAAAAAAUUACUGAUUCACAUUUUCACUGUUGCAAUGCUUCAAUGUCUAAGAUGCUUCUGAAAUUUUAAUCUGAAUCAUGUGCACUACAAAUGAUUUGCCCACAGGUCAGCUGCUGUGAUUUUCCAGGAGAUGGCGCUCUGCUGAUUAUGUUUAGGGAGAAACAGUAGUUGUUUUUUUUUUUUUUUGCUUAAGGCAGGGUUUUUUGUCAUUAUUUCCAGAUUUUUCUGUGUUCUGGUUUGUUACUAAUUUUAAAUGUGUGGAAAACAAUGGAAAGUCUAACAACAAUGAUGUAGAACCUUCACUUCCUAAGUUUUACUUAGACAAGAGAAUAUCCAUAUGCAUCUCUAUGUUUUCCUACAGUUUCACUGUUCCUUUAAAUUCAAUACCAGUGCAUGGACCCAAUGAAACAAGAACAUUUUCAUAUCUGUGAAACUACUUAAAAUACUCAAAUAGCAUUGAGUAAAUAAAAUCUGAGAACUGA